Messenger RNA from Chilo suppressalis (striped riceborer), 519 nucleotides. The record is from the annotation of a GenBank genome assembly. NCBI's taxonomy places the organism in Eukaryota, Metazoa, Arthropoda, Insecta, Lepidoptera, Crambidae.
AUGUGUAUUGAUGUGAUGAGAGAAAGAAGAGGAGCAGGGCCAGCAGCAGCAGCAGGCCCGCGGGCGCCGCCAACAGCGAGCGGCGCGCCCGCCACCCCAUGUCAGCGCCGCGAGCAGGCCGCGCCGCGCGCCGCCGCCGCCGCCGCCGCCGCCGCCCCGCGCCGCGCCAUCACCCGACCGACGCCCGCCCGACGCCCGACGCGCGACACCGACCCCCGCCUCCCUACGCCGCACUCCCUAUACGAACCUAUCCAAAACUCUGCCCGAAUUCUCAGAUAUCAUAAAUUGAAUCACCGCUCGCCGACGGCCACGCGUGCCCGGAGUGCGGCCGACCGUGGGGCAGCGGAGCCGCCGGUGUGCGGACUGGCGGCCGCGCAGCCGCUGCCGCCCAUUCACGCGCCGCUCGCCGCCCGCCGCCCGCCCGCGCCCCAACCGCCCGACCUUCGUCCCGUACCCCUCGCCCCGCUACACCCGGCUCCUGCUGCCGAUGCCGCCCGCCGCCGCCUACUAUUAUGCUAA